AUGUCAGGGGACAUGGAAGCCACAGGGUGGGGAUACACACAUAUCAGUGUUCACAACUUNUGCCACAAGUGGACCAUUAGCAACUUUUCAUUUUGCAUGGAUGGAAGUAGGGAAAAGAUUACAAGUCCAAAAUUCUCAAUGGAGGCCAGUGACAAAGUGGAAUGGUGUUUNAGGGUACACCCAAANGGAAUUNAUGAAGAAAGCAAAGAUUACCUGNCAGUUUNCCUGGGGUUACUCCANUGUCAAAAGAGUCCAAUUUGGGCAAAGUNNGAGUUCUGGAUCACAACUUCCCAAGGAGAGAGUUAUCGAAGAAGGAAGAGCACAAAUGUCCUUAGCUUUGAAAAAAACCAAUACAGGGGGUUCAAAAAGUUUAUCCUACGAGAUUUCCUCCUCUCCAAUCCACCUUGGCUCUUCCCUGAAGACCAGCUUACCCUCUGCUGCAAGGUGAGCAUAGUAGGAGCCUUCUUUAACACACCUGGACAGAACAUAACACCUGCAAUCACGGAUCCAAGACACGUGUUGGCAGAUGACCUAGGCGAGCUGUGGGAGAAUUCCCUGCUCACAGACUGCUGCCUGUUUGUAGCUGGCCAAAAAUUCAGGGCUCACAAGGCCAUCCUAGCAGCUCGCUCUCCAGUUUUCAGAGCCAUGUUUGAACAUGAAAUGAAGGAGAGACUAACAAACCGUGUUGAUAUGGAAGACCUGGAUCCCAAAGUCUUCAAGGAGAUGAUGGCCUUCAUUUACACUGGGAAGGUACCAAGCCUCCAGAGCCACUCCAUGGCCUGUGAUGUCCUGGCAGCUGCUGACAGGUAUGGCAUGGAGGGCUUGAUGGUUAUAUGUGAGGAUGCCCUCUGCAGGAACCUCUCUGUGAAGAAUGCUGCACACACUCUCAUCCUGGCCGACCUUCACAGCACAGAGCAGCUGAAGACUAAGACCCUGGAUUUCAUUGCACUUCAUGCUUCUGAGGUCUCUGAGACCUCAGAGUGGAAGUCCAUGGAGGAGUCACAUCCCCACUUGGUGGCUGAAGCAUUCCACUUCCUGGCUUCUGCACAGUGUUCGUUCUUAGAGCCGUGUAUUUGUGGUAUUCUUGACACUUCUGCCUUCUAA
Mus pahari (shrew mouse) is the source of this 1104-nucleotide messenger RNA. Its product is annotated as TD and POZ domain-containing protein 5-like. The transcript has 2 exons. Gene Ontology annotation, molecular function: ubiquitin protein ligase binding. The coding region runs from base 1 to 1104 and encodes 367 amino acids. Lineage: Eukaryota; Metazoa; Chordata; Mammalia; Rodentia; Muridae. Gene Ontology annotation, biological process: regulation of proteolysis; proteasome-mediated ubiquitin-dependent protein catabolic process. The record is from RefSeq and is a predicted model, not a curated record. Gene Ontology annotation, cellular component: cytoplasm; nucleus.